Photinus pyralis (common eastern firefly) is the source of this 549-nucleotide messenger RNA. RefSeq names its product cysteine-rich PDZ-binding protein. Gene Ontology annotation, biological process: cytoplasmic microtubule organization. The coding region runs from base 98 to 400 and encodes 100 amino acids. The record is from RefSeq and is a predicted model, not a curated record. The transcript is spliced from 2 exons. Gene Ontology annotation, cellular component: dendrite. Gene Ontology annotation, molecular function: PDZ domain binding; microtubule binding. Lineage: Eukaryota; Metazoa; Arthropoda; Insecta; Coleoptera; Lampyridae.
UUACUCUAUGGCAGAGAAAGGUGAGUAAUCAAUUGAGGUUAGGUUUUGUCAAAGAAGAAGUCUCGCAGCUAAAUCAAAACAUUGAACAUCUACGAAAAUGGUGUGCGAUAAUUGCCAGAAGAAAUUGGGCAAGGUGAUAACGCCAGAUCCGUGGAAAAGCGGAGCUCGGAACACGACCGAGUCGGGUGGCCGUCGAGUGAACGAAAACAAGGCCCUAACGUCGAGUAAAAAUAGGUUUAAUCCGUACACGAAACAAUUCGAGGUGUGCAGGAUAUGUAAACAGAAAGUACACCAGAUCGGCUCGCACUAUUGCCAGUCUUGCGCCUAUAAAAAAGGGAUAUGUGCGAUGUGCGGCAAGAAAAUGAUGAGUACAAAGAAUUACAAGCAAUCGUCGGCUUAAAGUGGACAUAUUUCGAUUUUGUAAAUAAUUUUAUUGUAAUAUGUAAAGGUUAUUUCAUCUUGUGCACUACAGGAGCGUUAUGUGUAGUGCAAUAAUUGUAAAUUAUUAAGAUUAGGAAUGUAUAAGUAAAGUUUAUUUUUUCCAAAGAA